UUUCAUAGUCCAUAUUCGACCGCAACGUGUUGGAAAAAUUUAGUUGAGUUUUGAACAAGAUGUUAAACUUUUUUCACUUUGUCAUUAUUAUCGUCAUCGUUGUUCCUAUUCGGUCAGAAAAUUUUCAACCACUAUUGGAUAAGAUCGCAAAUAUAAGUAUUGGAGUUUUGAAGUUUUUGGAGAAAAGUCAACAAUUCUUUAAUCAUGAGAUGCCGGAUAUGAUCCCGCGGCACGGAGAAAUUUAUGACUUUGUGGUGGUUGGUGCUGGCACGGCUGGAUCCGCUUUAGCUGCAAGAUUAAGCGAAAUUCCCGAAGUUAAAGUAUUGUUGAUUGAAGCUGGAAGUAACGAGAACUAUUUAAUGGAUGUUCCAUUGGCAGCUUCGUUUUUGCACAUGAAUGACGACGUCAGUUGGAAAUAUCAUACAAAGCCAUCGAACAGAUACUGUCUCGGUAUGGCGAAUAAAGAGUGUCAUUUUCUAGGAGGCAGAGUAAUGGGUGGUUGCAGUGUGAUAAACUACAUGAUCGCCACCAGAGGCGGCACCGAAGAUUACGAUCGUUGGGCCGAGAUGGGAAACGAGGGCUGGGCUUACAAGGACGUUUUAAAGUAUUUAAAAAAAUUGGAAACCGUCGAUAUUCCAGAUUUGCAAUCGGAUACCACUUAUCGUGGAACUAAUGGACCAGUGCACAUCUCUUAUCCGCUAUUUCGCACGCCAAUGGCAGAUGCCUUUUUAAAAGCUGGCCAAGAGCUAGGAUAUCCCUUAGUGGAUUAUAAUGCAGAGAACUCAAUAGGAUUCUCGUAUCCGCAAAGCACUCUCAUCAAUGGCACUCGCAUGAGUAGCAACAGAGCUUACUUACAUCCUAUACGUGACCGCAAAAAUCUUUACGUAACUAAAAACAGUGUGGUAAACAAAGUGCUGAUUGAUCGCCGUGCGAAUAAAGCAAUCGGCGUACAAUUGACCAAAACCGAUCGAACUAUUUCCGUGUUUGCGAGUAAAGAGAUUAUCUUGUCCGCGGGUGCCAUUAGAUCACCUCAGUUGCUAAUGCUAUCCGGUAUCGGACCAUUUAAACAUCUCGCAAAUCUCGGAAUAGACGUCGUCCGAGACGCGCCGGUCGGAGAAAAUCUGAUGGAUCAUGUAACCUUCUACGCGUUGUCGUGGAAAAUAAACAAACCAAUAAGUUUACGAGAACGAGAUAUUUCUGAUGUCUUCCGUAAUUCGUACAUUACGGAUCUUCUGCUGAACAACUCAGGGCCGUUAACGAGCACGGCCGCCGAAGCUCUCACUUUUAUCAAUACCAAACAGCCAGAAAAACGCAGUGGUUUGCCGGACAUUGAACUAUUACUUUCUGGUAAUGUAAAUAUGGGUCAACCUGUGUUCAAAAAAGUAAUGAAUCUGAAUAAUGAACUAACUAAGAUAGUCAGCAAAUACAACGACGAUUACGGCUGGAGUAUUGUUCCGAUAUUAUUGAAACCGAAGAGUCGCGGUCGAAUAAGAUUAAUUGCUAAUGAUGUUGAUGUUAAACCUGAAAUUAUUCCAAAUUAUUACGACGAUCCAGAAGAUGUCAGAACAAUGAUUAAUGGUAUUAAGACGGCAAUUAAGAUUAGCAAUACCAAAUCAAUGCGAGCGUUUAAUCCAGAAAUGUUAGUGAUACCCAAUUUUUGCGACCAAUACACACUUGAAUCACACGCCUUUUGGGAAUGUGCAAUAAGGACGAUAUCCAACACGUUGUAUCAUUACUCCGGUACUUGUAAGAUGGGGCCGAGAGCGGAUCCCACUGCUGUUGUCGAUCCUGAAUUAAAGGUGAUCGGAGUUAGAGGAUUAAGAGUAGUUGACGCAUCCAUUAUGCCGGAGAUCCCAUCGGGACACCUAACUUUGCCAGUUUACAUGAUUGCCGAGAAAGCGGCAGAUAUGAUUAAAAAAGAAUGGAGACUAUAAGAUAUUAUAAUUAUACAUAUAUAAUUAUACUCUAUUUAAUUUGCACACUUAUUUAAUUUGUUAGCGGACUUUGGCGGCGGAAUGUUUUUUGAGGAAGAAACUACAUAUGCGCAGAACGCGCAUCAGUCAUUUCACGAUUAUAUUUAUUAUUUAUUGUUAUAUAAUUUUGUUUUAGUUCUGUCAGAGCGAUUUCAUACAAAUGUUUGUUCGUAAACAUUUUCUUAAUAAAAAUUACUAAUUAUGUUCUGUUUUUGUCAUAUCAAUAAAAGUUUAUCAUUGGAAGAUUGUCGCGAUUAUGUAUAAUUUUUAAUUUGAUAUUUAAUUUAACAAAUUUAAGAUUUAAAAAAAUCUGUACUAACAAAAAAAAGUCCCGUUGUAAUAUAAACUUUAUUUCUUAUAGAUUUACGUGUAAUAUACGUACUUUCGCUUUAUAUAAAAAUGUUCAUAUCGGCAUAUGUGUAAUAAAAUAUUACCUGCUAAUAUACAUAUAGCAUUAUGUCCAUAUCCGUUCCAAGUUUAGAGAAAAUAGAUCAAUGUGAAUCCAAAGUUUCAGAGUCCAAAUAAUAAAGUGCCAUUCCAUUGCUGUUAGUCAUCUCGGUGAAAGAUGUGAUUGGAAGUUGAUGCACAUGUACUUAUCUGAACACAAUAAAAAAUCACAACGAGCAAAUGUAAAACUCAUGCAUACG
Messenger RNA from Pseudomyrmex gracilis, 2620 nucleotides. Its product is annotated as glucose dehydrogenase [FAD, quinone]-like. Gene Ontology annotation, molecular function: oxidoreductase activity, acting on CH-OH group of donors; flavin adenine dinucleotide binding. The record is from RefSeq and is a predicted model, not a curated record. Lineage: Eukaryota; Metazoa; Arthropoda; Insecta; Hymenoptera; Formicidae. The transcript is spliced from 2 exons. Bases 60 to 1934 code for a protein of 624 amino acids.